Cicer arietinum (chickpea) is the source of this 1331-nucleotide messenger RNA. RefSeq lists its product as uncharacterized. Gene Ontology annotation, biological process: snRNA export from nucleus. NCBI's taxonomy places the organism in Eukaryota, Viridiplantae, Streptophyta, Magnoliopsida, Fabales, Fabaceae. The record is from RefSeq and is a predicted model, not a curated record.
UCACUUAACAAUUAAGAUGAAAAAUUUUCCCCACAACUACAACUAUUUAGGUCGUGCUUAAUAGGUAAAUCACCACCUGGUGGAUGGCCUAAGUGGAGGAAUCGUGUAUUUGUACGGUUUUACACUGUAUCAAUUCCCGUCGUUUGUGUUUCGGUUCUGUUCUCAAACUCUGCAAAGGUUAGGAGUUUGUUAUGGAGGAAGGAGAUAACAUUCUUGAUGUCAUAUAUGAUGAGGAUCAUUUAGAUGACGAUGUUGACAUGAUUGAUGUUGAAGAAGGAGAGUUAGUGGAGCCCAAUUCGCAAAAUGUUUUGGGACAAAGCAAUGCUGGAGAUGUCACUGAAGCAAAUCAAGAAUCUAACGUUGAGAACUCAAAGCUUGGAGCUAGCAAGAACACGAAGAAGAAGAACAAGAGAAAGAGAAAGGGUUCAGGAUCUAAAGUCAUCAACAUAGACAGGUUCGUGUUAGAUACCUGUCGUCGUCUGAAAGAGAAAAAGUCAUAUAUGGUAUACACUGCUGCGGGUUGUCUUGGAAUAUCUGCAUUAAGUGAUAUCAUCAAAGAAGUUGAUGCAAUACAGGCUUGUGGAGGCCAAAAGACUUCUGAUGGUAGACGAUUCCGGACUGGGGGUGGCAUACUGUGGAGCAUCAUAAAAGUUAGGGAACCAAAGGUCUACAAAGAGAUAAUGAAUAGAGCAAAGGAGUUUGAGAAGCAAUUCAGGCAGCCAAAUGUUAAGCAACUAAAUGUGCCUAAGAAAGAGGAUUCUUCUCAAGGACAGGCCUUUCCAUCUGCUGGCAAUGAUGAAGGAAAUGUUUCGGACCGUGCAGUUCUUGCAUCAGAAAUGAAAAUUCAACAUGAACCAGUAACUAAUAAAGAAAAAUCCAUCUCUGUUCAUGAUAGGUUAAGGAUACCUGUUUCCUAUGAUGAUGAUUUGCUUGGAGAGACUCCAGUCAAUGAUGCAACCCGACUCUAGAAAGAAAGUGUGGCCUUCGUCACUAGACAAGUUCUCCUUCUUUGAUGGAGGUCUACCGAUGCAUCUCUUUCAUUUUCGUCUGCUAAGGCUGCAUUCUUCUCUCCCGCAUUCCUUUUUGCUCUCUCCACCCUUUCCGCAUUUCUUUUCACUUUCGAGGAGUUCCAAGGUGUUCCUUGUUUCUUUUAUUUACAGUUGACUAACAUUGUCACAAGUGUCUUGUUAGAUUUUCUGCUUUAACAUGAUGGGUGAAGUUUUGUACUUGCCUCAAAUGGAUAUGGAUUUAUCGAAUGAUGACUGAACUUUCUCCCUUUAUGAAUUUUAUGAAAAAGCAGAACUGCACGGCCUUUUGGGAAUUCACUGUAA